CCGGGCCGGCCGCCCGCGGCGCUCGGUGCCGGCUGGGCGCGCAGGGGGCGGGGGCCGCGGCUCGCCCCCCGCCGAUGAGCCGCCGCGGAGCGCGGGCGGACGAUGGAACUCCACAUUCUGGAGCACCGGCUGCAAGUUGCCAGCGUCGCCAAGGAGAGCAUCCCGCUCUUCACCUACGGCCUGAUCAAACUUGCCUUCCUGUCCUCCAAGACCAGGUGCAAGUUCUUCAGUCUGACUGAGACGCCGGAGGAUUACACCAUCAUUGUUGAUGAGGAGGGGUUCCUGGAGCUGCCCUCCUCGGAGCACCUGAGCGUGGCGGACGCCACCUGGCUGGCCCUGAACGUGGUGUCAGGCGGGGGCAGCUUCUCCAGCUCGCAGCCCAUCGGUGUGACCAAGAUAGCCAAGUCGGUCAUCGCCCCACUGGCCGACCAGAACAUCUCCGUGUUCAUGCUGUCCACCUACCAGACGGACUUCAUCCUGGUGCGCGAACGGGACCUGCCCUUUGUCACUCACACCUUGUCAUCAGAGUUCACCAUCCUGCGGGUCGUCAAUGGCGAGACGGUAGCAGCUGAGAACCUCGGCAUCACCAAUGGCUUCGUGAAGCCCAAGAUGGUCCAGAGGCCUGUCAUCCACCCUCUGUCCAGCCCAAGCAACAGGUUCUGUGUCACCAGCCUGGACCCUGACACGCUUCCUGCGGUCGCCACACUUCUCAUGGACGUCAUGUUCUACUCCAACGGAGUGAAAGACCCCAUGGCUGCCGGGGAGGACUGUGGCCAUAUCCGCUUCUUCUCCUUCUCCCUCAUUGAGGGCUACAUCUCCCUGGUGAUGGACGUGCAGACCCAGCAGAGGUUCCCUAGUAAUUUGUUGUUCACCAGCGCAUCUGGAGAGCUCUGGAAGAUGGUGCGGAUCGGAGGACAGCCCCUGGGAUUUGAUGAGUGUGGCAUCGUGGCCCAGAUCUCCGAGCCCCUAGCUGCUGCGGACAUCCCCGCCUACUACAUCAGUACCUUCAAGUUCGACCACGCGCUGGUGCCCGAGGAGAACAUCAGUGCCGUCAUCAGCGCCCUGAAAGUCAGCCAAGCAGAGAAGCAUUAGGAGGGCCUCUUCUGCUCCUCCCUGUCUGCCCCCCCAGGCCUGGGCCCAGCCCCUACCCUGAAGAUUCUUCUCGCAGUAUUUCUCACAGACUGGAAAAUCGGUCCCAGGGUCCCCCAAGAAGGGGCCUCUGGGAGACACCCCCGAUUGCUUUCCCUGCCAGGCCCGGGGCCCAAGCCAAGACCUCCCCGUGCCCUCCUGCCUUCCUGGAGCCCCCAGACCCUCCAGAGAACCCCUAACCUCCUCCUCCCCCCACUCCUACUCCAGAAAACGGUGUCCGAGGCCCAGGGAGUUCACAAGCCCACCCACCUUCCCACCUGGCCUUGCCUACAGCUGGGGGCAGAUGCUGAAGGAAGCAGGGGCCUCCUACGAGACAAUGGGGUUCUGAUCCUCACGUCAUCUUGGGGAGGGAGCUGGCCGAGUGGGGCUGAGUUCACGGAGCCAGGGGAGGCCCCCGUGAGGACCUGGGGCUGGAUGUUGCGGUCGCUGGUCUCUGGAUCCAUCAGCUCCGGGCUGGUUCCCGCAGAGUGGAGGCCAGCGGGCGGCCCUUGGGUCACGGGCUGGGGCAGCUCUGACAAGCCUGGGUGGGGCCCCCGAGCUGGGGAGGACCCGCGCCACCCAGAAUUCCGCCUGCCGUCCAGAGGGCUUCUGCCCCGACUCCCAGCAAGACUGCCAAGGAGGCCCUGUCCAGACCCUCCCCACCGUAAGCACUCACGCCUGGGGGCGGUUCCCAGGAGACCCACCAGCCUGGGGCACGAGCGCCUGUCCCCUGUUGCUUUCUCCGGACCCUACUUGGGCGAGGCAGAGCCUUGGUUUUCCCCAAGCAGGGGCAUCCCCAGCAAUCUGGACCUGGGGUUUCUUGGGUCACCCCCACUCCCCAGCAGUUGACUAGACCAGCACAGGGUUCCCCCGUUAUCCUGCUCCCCUCCCCUGCCCCACUUUUGGGGGACGUGGAAGGCCUCUGGCCCCCAACUCACCUGCCUGCCUGCCCCUCAGCUGGGGGACUGUGGCACUCAUGAGUACUUGACCUGGGGGGCAGCUUAUCUGAGCCUUAAUAGAGAAACUGUACCGUACGUUUUAGUUUCUUAUUUAAUAUAUUUGCGCCCAGGCUGCAGUUUUCAGGGGACGGGGCCUGCUGAGUUCUUUCGGGGGGCCCAGAGGCUCAGCGUCACUCGGCUGGUGCCCUGUGGCUCCAGGGACAGGCACGAGAAUCGGGAGGUGUCCCAGGAGCGUUGGCCCUCUCUUUGGAGCAGGAAGCUGGCCGCAGAGGUCUGUUGCAAGAUCAGGGUCCCCGCCGGGGCACCCCACACGGAGCUGCGCACGCAGCCCCACUGACAGGUGCCCAGGGAGCCGUGGUCCUGUCUGAGCAUCAGAGGGGACCCAAAGGCCACAGGGUGGUGGGCAGUCAGGUGGCAGGCCAGCUGAGGUGGCCUCGUACCCCUGGAGGCUGGCCAGGGAGAAUGGGGUGAGCCCCCCGUGCCUCCCCUCCCACCGGGGGUGCCUCCCAAGCGAGCUGGACCAGAGGGUCUGCUGAGGCUCCCGCCCUCCCUGAUGCUCCUUCUCGGGCAGCAUGGCUGACUUCGGCGCCGUUCCUGAGAAGCUCAGAGGAGAGAGGACGUUCCCUUAGGCCAAGGGCUUGUGUGGGCCCCACUCCCCACCUUCUCCCAGCGUUGGGGGACCCCCUGAGCCCGGGCAGCCCACCACGGAAGAGCCGUGGGUCUGGAUCCUUGAAGAUGCUCAGGGCCCAAGCACUGAUUAGGAACCCACUUCUUUUUUCUUUUUUUUUUUUUUUUAAGUUAAUUCAUUUUGCACAAAGCUCCAAAACAACCAAAACGUGCCCACUGUUUGCCGUCUCCAAAACGGGGGCGCACGAGCGGGCAGGGAGGGACCCGAAGCCCUGAGUCCCCUUUCUCUCUCCUUGGAAGGCCUUGAUUUUCCGUGGCGCGCCUCUCCAGACUCCCUCCUGUCAGGUCCCCUGAUGGUGUCACCUCUCCGCCUUCCCUCCCUGCCGAGCAAGUGUGUCGGCGCCGUGACCCCAGAAACGUGUGCUACCCAGCCCCCCCCCCCCGAGAACGUAUCUAUUGUACACACCUAUAAAUACCUGUGUUUUAUGUUGAUAUAGAUAUAUACUGUAAAUAGCA
This is a messenger RNA of Mirounga angustirostris (Northern elephant seal), 3230 nucleotides long. RefSeq names its product cytosolic arginine sensor for mTORC1 subunit 2 (gene CASTOR2). Lineage: Eukaryota; Metazoa; Chordata; Mammalia; Carnivora; Phocidae. The record is from RefSeq and is a predicted model, not a curated record. Gene Ontology annotation, biological process: negative regulation of TORC1 signaling. The transcript has 9 exons. Bases 103 to 1092 code for a protein of 329 amino acids.